GAAGCUGCUCGGCCGGGCCCGGGAGAUGCUUUUCUCCAGCCGGGAGCUACCAGGAUGCUCCAAGCAGGAGGUGACGUCCCUGUAGGGGGACACAAGCGGAGAAAGGCUGAAACACGGAGGAGCUGUCGUGCGUGGAGCAUGUUUGGAGGGAGAAGGGAAGCUGCAGGUUGACCUUCCCAGCCCCUAACUGUUCCCCCCUCGCCCACCCCUAGCCGAUGGGUGCCCCCCCUCCUUCCCUCCCCUCCUCCCGCAACUCCAGCGCCGAGGAAGCCGAGCCGGAGGCAGUGCUGAGCCGGAUAUGCAGCGACUCCCCGCAUCCCUCCCUGGCAGAGCACGGUGACACCGUGGCAGCCACCACGGAGAGGACGCAGGACCCCCUCCUGGGCCCACCCUGCCCCUUCGAGGGGGUGGCCUGGAGCCCGAGACCACCCCAGGGUCCUCCGCAGGGCUGUUUCACCUGCAUCUCCAAGCCCCCAGCUCUCCAGCAAGCCUCUCCUGUCCUCUCUCCUUCUUCUGCCGUUUAUCUCAUGGAGAGCAAGAGCUGCAAAGGGGACAGCCUGCGGCCACCAGUCCCGUGCAAGCACUCAGUGGAGAAGAAGACAAUGACCAACCCCACCACUGUCAUCGAGAUCUACCCCGACACCACCGAGGUGAAUGACUACUACCUCUGGUCCAUCUUCAACUUCGUAUACCUCAACUUCUGCUGCCUGGGCUUCAUUGCCUUGGCCUAUUCAUUGAAAGUCCGGGAUAAGAAACUCCUCAAUGACUUAAAUGGAGCAGUUGAAGAUGCCAAGACAGCCCGACUCUUUAACAUCACCAGCUCAGCCCUUGCCACUUUCUGUAUCAUCCUUAUCUUCAUCUUCCUGCGAUACCCCCUCACUGACUACUAGGGGGAGGCCAAGAGCAGUGGCCACCGCCAAAAUGCCUCUAUGCCAGAAGUGUCUGCAAUUGUUUCUUGUAGCAAGAAUGCAAAAAAACAAACCCCAAAAGCCACUCCACUUUGAAAAAAAAAAUUAAAAAGCGCCAAUUAAAUAAAAUACACACAUAACAAUUAAAUGAUUUAUCAGCCCAGCUGAGCAUACCCUUCCUGCUCCCAGUUUGUGGUCUGCUGUUCAAACAGUCUCACUCUUACAUGUGUACAGGGAGAAAAACAGACCAAGAAAUAUUUAUAUUGUGUCCAACAAGCUGUGUGACAGGAGUGUGCAGAGCUGAAAGCAACACAGGCCUGGCAGCAGAAAGCUGAGCUCUGGGGAGCAGCAGGGUCCUGCAAAGGGGACACACGUGCAGUGAUGGAUGGUGACCACAGCAGAGCUGGCUCACUACAUAUCAGAUGUGUUCAGACCACCCCAUCACCCCUGACAUGUAGGGGUUUCUUUUCCUCUCUUGAGUCUCAUCCCCUGGUUCCAAUAACUCCCAACAUUCCACCCGAGGGUGUUAGGAAGUUAGGGAGCCCCAAAGCCUCAAGAGAAACCCCAAAGCAUUAAAGGGCAGGUUUCUCCUCAGGAUUUCCUGGCAGUGCUGAGAAGGAAGGUACCCUCUGGAGAACUUGACUAAGCCCCCAAAACCGAGUGCUACUGUAUUUCUGUAAAUGGUCAAUAAAGA
This is a messenger RNA of Calypte anna (Anna's hummingbird), 1602 nucleotides long. It is a transcript of the gene IFITM10, whose product is annotated as interferon induced transmembrane protein 10. The transcript is spliced from 3 exons. Lineage: Eukaryota; Metazoa; Chordata; Aves; Apodiformes; Trochilidae. Gene Ontology annotation, cellular component: plasma membrane. The record is from RefSeq and is a predicted model, not a curated record. The coding region runs from base 216 to 890 and encodes 224 amino acids.